ACUGUUGGACUUGCUCUUAUGAGUGUAUAAAAAGCAACUUAUAAGCACAAAACCAAACCCCUCAUCUUCAUCACCAUCCUGUGGUUUCCCCAGCCAAAAUACUCGACAAAGGCUCUCAAAAACGGAGAUUUUCAACUGGGGUUCAGCCAUGGGUACCCCUAGCAGGUGUUCUCACACUUCCCACAUCACCAAAUUCAUCAUCACCAGCUUUUUCCGCCACAAAUUCUACUAGAUUUUCCACCCUUUUGCUCUGUUUAUUGUUACAUAUAUAUUUUUCUGUACCUAUAAUUCUCAUCAUCUGUGUCAGAAUCAGACACCCUUUUGGUUUUCUUGGAUAAAUUUGUACACAUAAGUGCUUGUUUUUAUAUAUAUUAUGGCGGGUCGGAGGUGUUUCUAUGGGGAGGGAGCCAAUACGACGUCGGCUAGCCUGUUGUUUCAUAGUCAAAGACCUGAGCCUUUCUUUCUUUCUGCACCUUCUCCUUCUCUAAUUGGUUCAAAAUCCAUGGUUAGCUUUCAAGAUGCUAAGCGAAAAAAUCCCUACGAUGGGUUCUUUAUGCGGUCAUAUGAUGAAGAAGAAAUUGGGGAUGAAGAAUAUGAUGAAUACUUUCAGCAGCCUGAGAAGAAGAGGAGGCUCAAGGCUGAUCAAAUCCAGUUUCUUGAGAAAAGUUUUGAGACUGAUAACAAGCUUGAGCCUGAAAGAAAAGUUCAGCUUGCAAAAGAACUCGGCUUGCAGCCAAGACAGGUUGCGAUAUGGUUUCAGAACCGUCGAGCACGGUGGAAGACCAAAACACUAGAAAAAGAUUAUGAUGUAUUGCAAAAUAGCUACAACAGCCUCAAGGCUGACUAUGACAAUCUACUUGCCGAGAAAGAAAAACUUAAAGCCGAGGUUCUCGACCUGACAGACAAGCUACUUCUCAAAGAAGAUAAGGGGAGCAAGACAGUAGUUUUUGAUAAGCAAAAGGUGUCUGCAGCAUUCCAACAAGAACGUGUUAGUAAUGACAUAUCUGUGGGUGAAGUACUCAGUAACUCAGUUAUGGACUGCAAGCAAGAAGAUCAUAACUCUGUGAAAAGUGAUGCAGUUGAUUCUGACAGUCCACACUACAGUGAUGAAGUCUACUCCAGUUUUAUGGAGCCAGUGGAUCGCUCUUAUGUUUUUGAACCUGCUCAGUCGGAUAUAUCUCAAGAUGAAGAAGAUGACAUGGGGAACAACUUAUUUCUCCCAUCAUAUCAUGUUUUCUCAAAGACUGAAGACGGUAGUUACUCCGACCAGCCUUCGAACUCUUCGUACUUUGGCUUCCCAGUUGAAGAUCAUACGUUUGGCUUUUGGGGUACUGAAUUAUAAUUUGUAUUGUAGUAAUAAUCUCUUAUGUUUUCUCAAUCAUCCUGUCUAAUGUAAUAGGCAUUGUAAGAAAAAUAAAGGAUCUGCGUAUUCCCAUGUUGUCAUAGAGCUUAUUGUAUGUAUUGUACUACUGUUAAAAAAAGAAAUUCUUAUUGCCGAA
Molecule: messenger RNA, 1499 nt
Organism: Daucus carota subsp. sativus
Lineage: Eukaryota; Viridiplantae; Streptophyta; Magnoliopsida; Apiales; Apiaceae
Product: homeobox-leucine zipper protein HAT5
Exons: 3
Coding region: 374-1342 (322 amino acids)
Biological process (GO): positive regulation of DNA-templated transcription
Cellular component (GO): nucleus
Molecular function (GO): DNA-binding transcription factor activity, RNA polymerase II-specific; sequence-specific DNA binding
Source: RefSeq, a predicted model, not a curated record